UACCUGUAGUCCUCCUCCAAUUUAAUAUCAAUUUUGAUUUAUUUCCUUAGUUUUUCCAAUUUUAUUUAUUUUUAUCCUAUUUUAUUCCUUUUCAUCGCUCAAUAAUUCACUACUAUAUUGAUUCAAUUCCAAUCAUUUGUUGCUUUUGUGCUUUCCUCUUUUCCUGGGGGAAAAAGAUAGAGAAAACCACAAAACCCCCAAUUGCGAUUUCGAUAUUUUUUUUCGAAUUCAUAGUGAAUCAGCACAGAAAAUGUUGUGUUUUUGUUUAUCUUUUACUCCAAUUUUCUCUUAAAAGGUAUGGAGUGUUAUGAUUUCUGGAAAAGAUGAUGGUGCAGUGCUUAGACGGAGUAAAACACUUGCUUUCUUCUGUCGUAAAUUGCUGUGACUCUGAUAUAAACAAGCAACCCAGGGGCCUCCAGAAUCCUGAAGCCUUAGCCAGGGAGACAGUGUUUAGUGUUAGUGAAAUUGAAGCAUUGUAUGAAUUGUUUAAAAAGAUCAGUAGUGCUGUGAUCGAUGAUGGCCUGAUCAACAAGGAAGAAUUCCAGCUUGCGUUAUUUAAGACAAACAAAAAGGAGAGUCUAUUUGCUGACAGGGUUAGUUUUCAUGCGCCAAAUACUGCAAAUUCCUUAAAAAUAGCAGACAGGGUAUUUGACUUGUUUGAUACAAAGCACAAUGGGAUAUUGGACUUCGAAGAGUUUGCACGUGCUCUUUCGGUUUUUCACCCAAAUGCUCCACUUGAUGACAAGAUUGACUUUUCAUUCCAAUUAUAUGAUCUCAAGCAGCAAGGAUUCAUUGAACGACAGGAGGUAAAGCAAAUGGUGGUGGCAACGCUGGCUGAGUCUGGCAUGAACCUCUCAGAUGAUGUUAUAGAGAGUAUCAUUGACAAGACGUUUGAGGAAGCGGAUACCAAACAUGAUGGGAAGAUUGACAAAGAAGAGUGGAGGAAUCUUGUGAUGCGGCAUCCAUCUCUCUUAAAGAAUAUGACCCUUCAAUACCUUAAAGACAUUACCACCACAUUUCCCAGCUUUGUAUUUCAUUCUCAAGUUGAUGAUACCUAAGUCGGAGAACACCUCCUGUUGCAAGUCUUGGAUCACGUGGCAUUUCAAGUCCACACAGCAUGUCUGAUUUUCUGUGUAAAGGCCUACAAAAGAAAGCUCUCGCCCCAAUUGGAUGCAGAGAUGGAAAUGUUGAAUUCUUUUGUUCCUUUCAAUAUAUGACUAUUUGUCGAGUUUAUAUUUCCUUGGUCAGAGACACAAACAUUUCAUUUAUUAUGAUAGCCUCUAGGAGUUUGAACAUAUGUAUUGUAAUUGUUACUUUUCAGUUUUGUUUAAAUAUGGAAGCAAGGCUUUAGUUGUGUUAUUUUCAA
This is a messenger RNA of Sesamum indicum (sesame), 1366 nucleotides long. RefSeq names its product calcineurin B-like protein 3. Lineage: Eukaryota; Viridiplantae; Streptophyta; Magnoliopsida; Lamiales; Pedaliaceae. The record is from RefSeq and is a predicted model, not a curated record. Gene Ontology annotation, molecular function: calcium ion binding; kinase binding. Gene Ontology annotation, biological process: calcium-mediated signaling.